This is a messenger RNA of Dothidotthia symphoricarpi CBS 119687, 4213 nucleotides long. RefSeq names its product DNA repair helicase. Gene Ontology annotation, biological process: oligopeptide transport; nucleobase-containing compound metabolic process; transmembrane transport. NCBI's taxonomy places the organism in Eukaryota, Fungi, Ascomycota, Dothideomycetes, Pleosporales, Dothidotthiaceae. The transcript has 6 exons. Gene Ontology annotation, molecular function: DNA helicase activity; DNA binding; transmembrane transporter activity. The record is from RefSeq and is a predicted model, not a curated record. The annotation marks the transcript as partial. Gene Ontology annotation, cellular component: membrane; nucleus.
CGACAAUUCCAACGAGCGGAACUUUCACCAUCCGUACGAGCCUUACGAUAUCCAGAAAGAGUUUAUGAAUGCUGUCUACAAAUGCUUAGAAGAUGGCAAAGUUGGCAUAUUCGAAUCACCGACGGGGACUGGCAAAUCCCUCAGUCUGAUCUGCGGUUCUUUGACCUGGCUACGCGAUCAUCAUCGACGAACUUUUGAGCGCGGCUUUGAAGUUGGCCCAAACGAUAGUGAUGAGCCUUCAUGGAUUCUCGAGCACGCGCAGAAGCAACGCAGACUUGAAGCCCUUUCUCGCAAACAAGAAUUUGACGACCGCAUCGCGAAGAUCAAGGCAAAGGAAAAGAGAGCGAAAGACCUCUACGAAAAUGGAGAGCCACGGUUCAAAAGACAGAAGCUGACGUUAAGCGAAGUGAGUGGGAAUGGAAACGAAGCACAGUUUGUUCUAGACGAUUAUGAGAGCGACAAAGACUCAGUCGAUAGGGCGAAUACCGGUGUAUUCGACGACUCUGGACUCUCCGCAGAAACUCAAGCACUUAUGGAAAAUCUUGGGUACUCUUCAGGCAUGCCAAAAACAGAAGACGGCGAGGUGUUGGAUGGAACGAAGAUCUUCUUCUGUUCACGGACCCACUCUCAAUUGACACAGUUCUCGAGCGAGCUUGCGCGUGUCAAAUUGCCAUCUGCCGUUACUCUAGACGAAGAUUCCGAAGCCAGCGGUGACUCUCUUCUGGUAGAAGACAUCAAACACUUAACUCUGGGCUCCCGAAAAAACCUCUGUAUCAACAGCAAAGUACGCAACCUCGGUAAUGCUACCGCCAUCAACGAGCGAUGUCUUGAGCUACAGCAGGCUAGUGGUGGCGCAGAAAAGAAAUGCCCACAUAUGCCAACGAAAGAAAGUGAAGUCUUGGUAAAUGAAUUUCGAGAUCAUGCCCUUGCGAAGAUCAGGGACAUUGAAGACCUGGGAGCGUUGGGGAAAAGACUAGGCGUCUGCGCCUACUAUGCCUCGAGACCGGCGACGAAGUACUGCGAGAUCGUUACUUUGCCGUACCCUUUACUGCUUCAAAAGUCCGCUCGUGAAGCACUCGGACUUUCACUCAAAGAGCACGUAGUCAUCAUUGACGAAGCACAUAACUUGAUGGACGCGAUAGCUGGUAUCUACUCUGUGUCCAUGACACUUGGCCAGGUACAACAGGCACGCGCACAGCUUACCGUUUACCUUCAAAAGUUCAAACAUAGACUCAAGGGCAAAAACCGUGUUUACAUUGCUCAGACACUUCGGAUCAUGGACUCCAUCAUAUCUUAUUUGUCAUCGAUUAACGACGAUGGUAAGCUCACCGAUGGCUUGGUCGAUAUGGUGUCCAUAAUGGCUGGCAAAGGCGUCGACCAGAUCAAUCUUUACAAGCUCAAUACCUAUCUUCAGGACAGCAGACUUGCCCGGAAGGUCGAUGGAUAUACCGUCUAUUCCGACCUGACAACCCAGCCUGAUAUAGAGCCGGCGACAAAGAAGAAAGACACGCGAACGCCAAAAAAUAGUGUGCCAGUCUUGAUGCAUGUUCAGACUUUUCUGCUGUCGCUGAUGAACCCCUCAAACGAAGGUCGCUUCUUCUACUCCAAAGAGGUCGAUACUGGGGUGAACCUACGAUAUAUGCUCCUGGAUCCGACAUUCCAUUUCAAGGACAUCGUAGAGGAAGCGAGAGCAGUUGUGUUGGCAGGGGGCACCAUGUCUCCGAUGAGUGAUUACGAGCAGCAUCUACUAUCAUACCUAGAUCCUUCAAAGAUAAUGACAUUGUCCUGCGGUCACGUCAUCCCAUCAUCCAGUCUACUCGCGAUACCCGUUACGCAGACCAUGACGAGCGCUGAAUUUGACUUCACGUUUGCGAAUCGUAACAAAGAUCAGACGAUAGCCGAUCUCGGACACGCCUUAGUCGGCAUUGCCCAACACAUCCCCGACGGCGUGGUCGUCUUCUUCCCUAGCUAUUCGUAUCUUGACAAUUGCAUUGCGGCGUGGAAGCGUAUGCCUGUUUCUUUAUUAAAGUGUACUUUCUGGGAACAGCUCGCUCAAAUCAAACCUGUGUAUCUCGAACAGCGCAGUGAGCAACGUACUCCAGACCAACCCUUGGCAGCUAGAGAUGCGGUAGUGGACUCAGUUCUUAGCGCCUAUAGUGCUGCCGUCGCCCACGGAAACGGUCGUGGAGCUUUGCUGUUCGCUGUCAUAGGUGGUACCCUCUCUGAAGGCAUCAACUUUAGCGACGCGCUCGGUCGUGGCGUGGUAGUCGUCGGCUUGCCGUUUCCAAACCCACACUCAGCGGAAUGGAAGGCCAAGAUGCAGUACAUCUCUUCCAAGGGGACCAAACAAGGAGGGGAUGGGAAAGCGGUGGCGAGAGACUAUUACGAAAACGCAUGUAUGCGCGCGGUCAACCAAUGUGUGGGUAGAGCGAUACGACACAAAGGAGACUACGCGGCUAUCCUGAUGCUCGACAAACGGUAUGGGAGCCAUCGUAUUCAGAGUAAAUUACCCAAAUGGAUUAGAGGAAGUCUGGUGGGCGAGAUGGGAGUCACGGGUAUCGAGCAAAAGCUGGAUGAGUUCUUUGCUAAUAAGCACGGCGAGGAACGCGGCGCGUACGCGACUGUGGCACAGACCGAAGACGCGAGCGCAGAAUCAAGAAUACAUGAGGAUAAGCAUGACCACGGAGAUGGGGAAAAUCAGGGCCCGGAAAGUGUACACUUCGACGACUCACAACCUACAUCAGAAGAUCUUGCUUUGUUACCGCGGGUGGCCGACAAACUCCCUUACGGCGUCUUCCUCGUCGCCAUAGUCGAACUCUGCGAACGCUUCGCCUAUUACGGCCUAUCCGGACCAUUCCAGAACUAUAUCGCCAAUGGAUACCACGAUGCCAAUGGACUUCCGGGAGCCCUCGGCCUUGGACAAUCCGGUGCAACCGCUUUGACAAAUCUCUUCCAAUGCUGGUGUUAUGUCACGCCAAUUGCAGGAGCUAUUGUCGCUGAUCAGUAUCUCGGAAAAUACGUCACCAUCAAGUGGUUCAGCGUGGUAUACAUGGUCGGCAUUAUGAUUCUGUUCGUUACGAGUUUGCCAUGGGGUAUUGAGAACGGGAUAGCGUUUCCAGGACUCAUCACGGCCAUGACGGUCAUUGGCUUCGGGACAGGUGGCAUCAAGAGUAAUGUGAGUCCUUUGAUCGCAGAGCAAGUGCGCAGUACGAAGCCCUUUGUCAAGACUUUACGUGGCGGCCAACGGGUCAUUGUAGAUCCAGAGGUAACCAUUCAGCGCAUCUACAUGAUCUUCUACAUGUGCAUCAAUCUCGGUUCCGUCUCAGCGAUUGCUACGACGAUGCUCGAGUUGCAUAUUGGGUUCUGGAGCGCGUAUCUCUUGCCUUUGAUGAUGUUCUGCGUUGGCUAUGGCGUCUUGGUAUCGGGCAAGAAGAGAUAUGUGAUAAAGCCGCCCCAGGGCGGUGUCAUUGGAAACUGUUUCAAAGCCGUCUGGAUUGCAAUGCGGAAUGGUGGGGAUUUGGAAAAAGCGAAGCCCUCCUACCAACAAUCUGUGUCGAGGAAGCAUCGAAUAUCGUGGGAUGACGAAUUUGUCGAUGAGCUUAAAAGCGCAUUGGUUGCUUGCAAGGUCUUCUUGUUCUUUCCAAUCUACUGGGUCACAUAUUCGCAAAUGAUGAACAAUUUCAUCUCACAAGCCGGUCAGAUGCAACUCCAUGGCCUCCCCAACGACAUACUGCAGAACAUUGAUCCGGUCACAAUUAUACUCCUCAUCCCGCUGCUUGACCGUAUUGUCUAUCCUUUCAUCCGCACUCGCCUUCAUGUUGCAUUUACGCCGAUGACACGCAUCACCCUUGGGUUCUUCAUUGCCGCGCUCGCCAUGCUCUAUGCUGGGGUCUUGCAAUCUUUCAUCUACUCGGCACCACCAUGCAAAUUCAAGCCAAACGAGGUUCACGUGGCGUGGCAAACGCCAGCCUAUGCACUGAUCGCGUUGAGCGAAAUUCUCGCCUCGAUUACAGGCUUGGAGCUGGCGUAUGCACGGGCUCCCGAGAAUAUGAAGAGCUUCAUCAUGAGUUUGUUUCUGUUGACUAGCGCGGGAGGCAGUGCACUGGGUAUUGUUAUUGCUCCUCUGGCUCGAGAUCCGUACCUGCAAUGGCUCUACUUUGGACUGGCGGCUGCGGCUGCAGUCACAGGAUAUGUUUUUCAUCGUAUGUUUAAA